AUGGCUGUGGCCAGCGCGCUGUUCGGGGCGGUGUGGAAGUGUUUGGCGCGAUGGGGGCGGUCGCACCGGCUGCUGCUGACCCUGGGGGUCGUGGCGCUGCUGGAAGCUCUGAGGUGGCGGAGCCAGGAGGAGAACCCGACAUUCGACGCAUACAGUAUUAUCACCGAUAAGGAGUAUUAUGCUAUGCCGCAACGGUACGAGCUGGACGAGUACUACGGCUGCCUGGUGCGCGGCGGCGUCUACUGCUUCGGGCUGUUCCAGCUGGAGGCGCCACCGGGGAACGAGCUGUUCCACAUGAUACAGUUGUACGUGCUAGACGAGUACUACGGCUGCCUGGUGCAUGGCGGCGUCUACUGCUUCGGGCUGUUCCAGCUGGUGGCGCCACCGGGGAACGAGCUGUUCCACAUGAUACAGCUGUACGUGCUGGACGAGUACAACGGCUGCCUGAUGCGCGGCGGCGUCUACUGCUUCGGGCUGUUCCGGCUGGAGGCGCCACCGGGGAACGAGCUGUUCCACAUGAGACAGCUGUACGAGCUGGACGAGUACUACGGCUGCCUGAUGCGCGACGGCGUCUACUGCUUCGGGCUGUUCCGGCUGGAGGCGCCACCGGGGAACGAGUUGUUCCACAUGAUGCAGAAAUACUCUAAGGACUGGAUUUGGCGCUCCAACCAUAGCUUGAUACACCGCGGGGUGUGCCUGCCGCGGCGCUGUCCACGCGAAGAACACCAGGACCUUGAGGACCAUGAGUGGUUCGCGUCAUGCGUGAACUCGAGCAUGCUAUCGGAGUACAACAUGUCGGCGGGGCUGACGCAGCUGGAGUACUGCACGCGCGAGCCGCAGGGCGGGCGGCUGACGGCGGCGGGGGCGGCCUUCCUCGCCCUGCUGGCUGUUCUCGUGAUCGCAGUUAUUGUCAGCACCGUGCUGCACGUGAGACUAUCCCAUGAGAGGAAAAAAGAUAUGGGGUGGGCACUAUCGUGGUCGGUGCUUCGCUCGUUGUGGACGCUGGCGAAGCCGUCGCCGCGUACUGAACCAGACCUGCGAUUCCUGGACGGUCUUCGGGCAAUUUCGAUGCUUGUCCUCAUCGGCCUGCACGCGGGCGGCUUAUCUAUGCUCCAGACCGCCGACACUCGCUUCUACGAACAGAGCUCUUUGUGGCUGCUGUCUGGGAACCUCACUCUGAUGGUGCAAGUCUUUUUCAUCGUGUCCAGCUUUCUGAUGGCGAGAAAAGUGCUCCAACAGGACUUUGUGGCAGCCAAGAAGACUUUCGUGGAGACAAUGAAAGAUAGAAUCGUGAGGAUUCUCCCGAGCUACGCGUUUAUGAUCCUCUACAUGGUGACCUUGAAUGAGUACAAUGCCUCCGGGCCUAUGUGGCACUGGGCGAUAGAUACCGAGGUGGCCACGUGUCGGCAGCAGUGGUGGACGCAUCUGCUGUUCUUUAACAACUUCAACACUUCCCUCAAGUGCAUUGGACCAACCUGGUACCUGGCAGCAGACAUGCAGCUGUACGCGGCAGGUCUGCUGCUGACGCUGCUGCUGCGCGGUCGUCGCGCUGUGCCGGUGCUAGCGGUGCUGCUCGCUACCGCCGCCGUUUUUUACGUCUACUUGGCCUACGCGUGGAACCUAGUACCUUUGUACGCACUCCAUUUUCCUGACAACGUUAGAGAUGAAUAUGUGGGCGUGUCUACAUUCGACGUGCUGUACCAGUCGCCCUGGGGCAACGCGUUCGCCGCGCUGACGGGGCUGCUGCUGGCGCACGCGCAUCGUACAAUCAAGACAUCGAAUUAUGAUCUACGUUCUUACAAGGUGUAUCGUUUUGUUGCGAGAUGGUCAGUACCGAGUAUAUUGGUGUGGGUUGUGCUCUGGCCGAGCGUCCACCCCCAACCACCACAUAGGCCCACUCGGCUCAGAUACGCCCUGCUAACUGGGCUGACAGGACCAGUCUUCUGUCUUCUUGUCGCAGUCAUUAUGAUGGAAAUUCUGCUCGGUGGGAAGAAGUGCCUGCGGAGAUUCCUCACGGGCAACGUGUACUCGGUGAUGGCACGGCUGUCCCUGCCCGUGCUGCUGGUGCACUUCCCCAUCGCCAGGGUCCAGCUGAUAGCACAGGACAGGCCAGUACACCUCAGCAGCUUCAGACUGAUCUUCAACAUGUUUGGUGUGUGGGCAAUGUCGUACGCCAUGGCGGCGGUGCUGGCGCUGCUGGUGGAGGUGCCGACGCAGCGCCUGUACCGCGAGCUCAAGACCAGGAGUCGGGCUGUGAAAACCGACUAAACACUUUU
This is a messenger RNA of Aricia agestis (brown argus), 2276 nucleotides long. RefSeq names its product nose resistant to fluoxetine protein 6-like. NCBI's taxonomy places the organism in Eukaryota, Metazoa, Arthropoda, Insecta, Lepidoptera, Lycaenidae. The record is from RefSeq and is a predicted model, not a curated record. The transcript is spliced from 15 exons. The coding region runs from base 1 to 2268 and encodes 755 amino acids. Gene Ontology annotation, molecular function: acyltransferase activity, transferring groups other than amino-acyl groups.